Styela clava is the source of this 1199-nucleotide messenger RNA. The record is from RefSeq and is a predicted model, not a curated record. Lineage: Eukaryota; Metazoa; Chordata; Ascidiacea; Stolidobranchia; Styelidae.
CUUUGGGAUAUCGUCGGUAUUUGGUGGAAAAAGAACCUCUGGUGUUUCUAUCCAAUCCAUGCCUGAAAGCUUUUUUGAUAUCCAUCAUGGACAAGGCUAAUGUUUUUGCCAAGGAUUUCACUAUACAAGAUGAUGGAAUUAGCAAUGCAAUUUCUGUCUUUGAUAGAGCUACCAGUGCAGUACAAGUGUUUGAACCAGAACAGAGACGAUGGACUCGAAUGCAGAACAUUCCUGAUGAAAUAGUGAACAAGCAAUUUACUGCAGUCCAGCUUGGUGGUCACAUAUAUAUUUUAAUGACCGAUAAAACUGGACAUCGAUUGAACUAUUCUGAUCGUGCUGCAACCUGGACACGCGUAGCAGACAGAACGCAUACGAGUAAGGUGCAAGCCGUUGUUGUAGAUGGAUCGAUUUUUGCUUUUGAUAGCACUGGAAAUGUCAGUAAGGCUGUUGAAAGAUUAGAUCUUUCGGAUGGUUCGUGGACCCAUGUUACAGAUAGGGAACAACCUUGUCAUGAAAUUUUUGUUGUGUCAGCCCAAGGUUUGAUAUACUGUGGCGGAGGUUUCAAUGGAAAUGUGCUGUCACAUUUCUUUAGCUAUGAUCCAAUAUCCUCGAAUUGGGCAACUCUCACUUCAAUGCCAACUGCAAGAAGAGGUGCUGCGGCUGCAGAAAUCAAUGGCAGGAUCUAUGCCAUGGGUGGCAAUGGACUGCGAAGUGUUGAAUGCUUCGAUAUCGAAGGACAAUCAUGGACGACAAUUAGCAAUAUGAAUCAUCCAAGAUAUUUCUUUUCAGCAUGUGUGCUCGGGGAAAAAAUAUUCGUAGUUGGAGGGCAGCAAUCCAAUGAGACCAUCGAAGUGCUAGAUCCAUAUGAGAAUGCAUGGAACAUUGCAGAAACGAUGACCGGGAAGAAUAUUCACGCAGAAGCAGGAGUUGCAGUUAACAUGUUCACUUAGCUAACAUGAUGUCGGGUCAUUAAGUUAAGCGGAUGAUUUCCAAUUUCUAUGAUUAAGUUAAUUUUAUUUUAUAAUCUUUUGGCAUUGUAUUCAGAUACUCAAUGAAUUUGCCAGCACUGGCUCAAUAAUGAAAUGACAUUGUUUAACUACAUGUUUGGCUAUAAUUGACGACUUUUGUAAAUAGUUGCUAUCAAUCUGGUUUGAUUUUGAGUUUGAAAUCAUUAAUAAAUGAUCUGUGAUCUCACUCAG